This is a messenger RNA of Syzygium oleosum, 2890 nucleotides long. RefSeq names its product lysine histidine transporter 1-like. The record is from RefSeq and is a predicted model, not a curated record. Gene Ontology annotation, cellular component: plasma membrane. The coding region runs from base 1014 to 2336 and encodes 440 amino acids. The transcript is spliced from 8 exons. NCBI's taxonomy places the organism in Eukaryota, Viridiplantae, Streptophyta, Magnoliopsida, Myrtales, Myrtaceae.
CGCGCGGUUGAUCUCGCUUAACAUGGCUGGAGUUUCCGAAUGGUGAAGAAUGCAGUGGUUGCAUACUUAAUAAUGUGUCAUUAGGUGAACUGAAAACGGACACCAGCAUUUUAACCAAAUGAACCGACUCCAUAGGUCACGCAUCGAUACAAAGGAAAAACUCAACACGUACAUUAGCGGAAUCAGUCGAGAAUACAAUGCGAUAAUUAAUCCAAAAUAGAACAGAACUCGCAAAGAAAGAAAAUCAAAGACUGCGUGUGCGACUAAGUGUAGCGAUUCAGUUUCCUAAAUGUACACAGAAACUAUGUUAUACUAAAGUACUCACGUGUGACCAACUGUCAUGUGAGGGUAAGGGCGUCAAGCAUGUUCUCAGACAAUAGAGCCUCCAAGGCUCCAACUGGUGAAUUUCUUUCCUAAUGCUUCCCUCAGCGAAACCGACAGGGGUCAGACGAUCGGGGAAUUUUCACAGUCGACGAGUCCUUAUCAUUCUACUGCCCUGUUUGGUCUUUAAAAGGCUUGAUUCCCAUUUGGGAAAUUGAAAUGGUCAAAUUGGGGGAUCUCCAAUGCAGCUUGCAAAAGCAAACUUGCCAAAAGCACAAGGCCAUCAGCGAUUUUGCUUGCCUUAUUCUACGUCAUGGAGUCAAAUGAGUCAGGGGCACAAGAAUCAAGCAUCCUUAAAAAUCGACCCCAAUUACUGCAGAUCACCAUGGAUGGCAUCAAAUCUGCAUCAAUCUUCUAAAACUAGGAUGACAGUAAAGAGGGUUCCUCUCAUUUGCAUCAGAAUCGUGGCCACCAGCUGUAUCAAACAGAUGUGUCGCCCUCAAAUGGAAAUCCGUCCAAACCAAGUCAUUGGGUUGGAGUUUUAUUUCCAUACUCGUAUAAUUCAUCGACUGGGCUUCCUAGGAUAGAACAACCCAUUGGGCAUACAUAACCCUCCUUCAUCUGUUUAUCUCAGUGCUUUAUUUUCCUCAUCCUCCUCCGGUGAAGUUCUGCCAGCGAUUCGUGUCGUUCCGAUGGGGAGUCAGGGCAGCGACGGCGAUGUCGACAAACAGAAGCAGAAGGAAAUCGACAAUUGGCUUCCAAUCACGUCUUCCAGGAAUGCGAAAUGGUGGUACUCGACCUUUCAUAAUGUCACUGCCAUGGUUGGAGCUGGUGUCCUCAGUCUCCCUUAUGCUAUGUCAGCGCUUGGAUGGGGUCCUGGUGUGGUAAUAUUGGUACUUUCAUGGGUCAUCACGCUGUACACCCUGUGGCAAAUGGUGGAGAUGCACGAGAUGGUCCCCGGGAAGCGGUUUGACAGGUACCACGAGCUUGGUCAGUACGCGUUUGGCGAGAAGCUCGGCCUCUAUAUCGUGGUCCCUCAGCAGCUGGUUGUCGAGGUUGGUGUCGACAUUGUGUACAUGGUCACCGGAGGGAAAUCGCUGCAGAAGAUUUACAACUUGGCCCAACCGAAUGGCAAACCUCUCAAGACUACAUAUUUCAUCAUGAUCUUCGCUUCAUGUCAUUUUGUUCUCGCUCAUCUCCCAAAUUUUAACGCCAUAUCCAUGGUUUCUUUGGCAGCAGCCGUCAUGUCCUUAAGCUACUCUACUAUUGCUUGGGCGGCCUCCGUCCACAAGGGCAUCGAAAAGAACGUUGAAUACGGCUCUCGAGCCUCCACCACCCCCGCAAAAGUAUUCAACUUCCUCAGUGCCCUAGGCGAUGUUGCAUUUGCAUACGCGGGCCACAAUGUGGUGUUGGAGAUCCAAGCCACCAUCCCUUCGACCCCGGCGAAGCCGUCCAAGGGCCCAAUGUGGAGAGGAGUGGUGUUCGCCUACAUUGUCGUGGCAAUGUGUUACUUUCCUGUUGCACUGGUCGGGUACUGGGUGUAUGGGAAUAAGGUCGAGGACAAUAUUCUCAUUUCGCUCGAAAAGCCAACGUGGUUGAUCAUCAUGGCCAAUGCAUUCGUCGUCAUCCACGUCAUUGGUAGCUACCAGCUCUAUGCAAUGCCAGUGUUUGACAUGAUAGAGACUGUCCUGGUGAAGAAACUCCAUUUCAAGCCCUCAACAAUGCUUCGUUUCGUAUCACGCAAUCUAUACGUGGCUUUCACCAUGUUUGUGGCCAUCACCUUCCCUUUCUUCGGAGGUCUCCUGGGAUUCUUCGGAGGGUUUGCUUUCGCCCCGACAACAUAUUUCCUACCGUGCGUCAUGUGGCUGGCUAUCUACAAGCCCAGAAGGUUUAGUAUGUCCUGGUUCGCCAACUGUAUAUGCAUCAUACUGGGUGUCCUCCUGGUGAUUCUAGCACCGAUCGGAGCGCUAAGGUCGAUCAUAUUAAGCGCAAAGACCUACAAAUUCUACUCUUAGGAUGGAGUCUCCUCCAACUGAAGACUUGUCUUUGCAGUUCGCACACAUCUAGUUACUUUUUAUGUUUUAUUAUGUGUCUAUUUGCAAGCCGCCCUGCCCGGCAUAUCUUUAAACAUGAUUAUAUUGCUGCUUCGUUCCAAUCGUCGUAUAAAUUAAAUAAAUGGCUACGCCAGGUUUAUAAUUGUUUAUCCUACUCAGCAUCGAGUAUAUCCGACUACAGACGGUCGGUCUGAUAAAUGGUCUUUGACAGUGAACUGUUACUUGCCAUUGCAGUCAAUAACCCGCGAAUGUUAGAAAGAUCGACCCAACGUGACCCCAACCAUUUUCCCCUUGGGAACAGCACGUCCUACCCAAUCUAGUUUUGUUGGACAAGUUUCCCAGAAUUUCUCUAUUGACUGGUGAACAUGAAUCACUUCUAGACACAGGCUAUAGCUGACCUUCCUCGCCCCACGGUCAGUUCUAAAGGACCGUGGAACUUCAUCAUUUCUGAACUUUGUUUGGUAUAAUGUCAAAAUGGAUGCAGCAGCCAGAACUCUGAUUAGAUGUCUCCCUUU